CAAACGAAGUCGUUUACCUAGCACUCCCACUCCACCAAAACCAUCACCACAUCGGAUCCACCUCCAACCGUACUCCUGACGCACUACCAGGCCACGAUGGCAAGAGAUAUAGAAAAGAUGGUGGUGGUGGGCCUAAUUUGGGGCGGGACCAACGCCUUAAUACGCCGUGGCGCACUUCUCUGGGACAAACGAUCCGGUAAAUUCUCCUCCUCUUCAGUACACGCACCACAGCUUCACCAAAAACUGAUCUCUUCACUUAAAAAAUUGCUCAGCCUUCUCUUAUUUUGGCAAUACUCCGUCCCUUUCUUGCUCAAUCUCUCAGCUUCCGCUACUUUCUUCGCUCUCCUGAGCGAUGCGCCGAUAUCUCUGGCUGUUCCCGUUACAAACGCGACAACUUUUGCUGCUACAGCUGUUUUCGGGAUGCUAUUAGGGGAAGAGACCCGGAUUGAGUUGGCUUUGUUGGGUACGGCUUUUAUUUUAAUUGGUGUUUGGCUUUGUAUUACGUGAUUAUAUAUAGUGCUGCAUUUUCCCCCUAAUUUAUCUAUCCUGUUAUAACUGUUUGCUUCUCAUUGAAAUGAGAUAUUACUCACUUCAUUUGCUUUAGUUUUAAUGUUGGCUUAGGAGUUCUGAUAUGCUUAAUUUGUUAUUGUUAAAGAUUAUAUUGCCCUGUUUGAGGGUUUUGACACUUUUAUCAAUAUAAGCAUAUCAAAGAUUGUAUUCUUUC
Jatropha curcas is the source of this 724-nucleotide messenger RNA. RefSeq lists its product as uncharacterized. Lineage: Eukaryota; Viridiplantae; Streptophyta; Magnoliopsida; Malpighiales; Euphorbiaceae. The record is from RefSeq and is a predicted model, not a curated record.